CGCAAACGCAUGCAAUAUAAAGGCGCACUAAACGUCCAGUUCUUCCCUGGCUGCACAUGAUCUGGUCACAAGAACUUUACGAAAAUGGGUCUGCCAACCGUCGCGGCUUUCCUUCCCUGGUUCGGCACGUCCGCGCCGACAUCAGUGGCUAUCCUCUGCGUCCUUUCUACCGUUUUGCUUGCCUAUGCUGCGACGCGGGCCCGGACGACCAAGCGGCUGCCGCCUGGCAAGUUGGAAUGGCCCAUCGGUGGAAUGCACUUCUUCCGAGAUGGCUUCCACACCAUGUGUUCCUUUCCCGGUGACGUGCCUCGCAAGAUGCGACUGAUCUUGAGACCCACGGUGCUCGUACGGCACUACGAUCAAAUCAAGAUGCUGCUGAGCGCGGACGACCUAACCGAAGUCAACUGGCCCCGCGCCACCGCCAUCAUGUUGGGACCCAACUCCGUCACCUUCACAUCGGGCGCCCGACACCGCUUCCUGCGGCGCCUACUGGGCCCCUGCUUCACGCAGCAGGCCGUGGACACCUACCUGCCGGCCAUCCAGGCCAUCUGUGAGCGCUACUGCGCCGAGUGGGCGGCAGCCACCGCCUCCGCCUCCGCUUCCGCCACCACCACUGCAGCAGCCAAGCCAGGUGGCGGCGAUGCGGCCGCCGUCAUGGACGAUGUCGAGCUACUGCCCAAGAUGCAGAAGCAGGCCCGUCUGCUGACCUUUGAGGUUAUGUCUCAGGCGGUUGCCGGCUUCCAGUUCACCCCGCAGCAGCUGGAACGCAUGAGCGACGCAUUCGACACCUUCACACGCGGGAUAUUCUCACCUCUGCCUCUGGCCAUACCCGGCACAGCCUUCGCAAGGGCUAGCGCCGCUCGCCGCUUCAUCACGGCAGCGCUGGACCAGCAGGUGGCGCGCACCAACCUGGCGUCCGGCAUGCAUGGCGCAGCGGGGGGCAGCCAGGCGGGCAACGCAUGCAGCGGAGUCGGCAAGGCAGAUGCCGACAGCAGCAGCAGCAGCAAUGGGGUGAGCGGCAGUGUUGGCGGUGGAGCCGUUGAGGGCGGCAGCGUUAUGGAGCGGCUGCUGGGGAUGCGAG
Astrephomene gubernaculifera is the source of this 1081-nucleotide messenger RNA. The record is from the annotation of a GenBank genome assembly. Lineage: Eukaryota; Viridiplantae; Chlorophyta; Chlorophyceae; Chlamydomonadales; Astrephomenaceae.